AUGCGUUUCUCCUCCGUCGCCACCGCCCUUGCCCUUCUCUCCAAAGCUGUUGCCCACCCCGGUCACGACCUCGCCGAGGAAAUUGCUGAGCGCCGCGCUUUCUUGAGCACUGUCAAGCCUUCCAACCUCGGCCACUGCGCCAACAAGCUCACAGCCCGUGGCUUCACGGCUCGCAAUAUCGCUCGCCGCACCUUCCAGGUCAAGCAGGCUCGCCAGAAGCGUAACAUCAAGAAGCGUGACUCCGCCGGCGUUCUUCCUACAAGCCACAACGCGACAAACCUCGGCUACACCCUCAACACCAAGGCUGCCACCCUGUUCUCCGGCAGCAAGUCCUGCAUCUUAACCCCCGAGGUGACUCAGGGCCCUUACUACGUCUCUGGCGAGUACGUACGCCGCAACCUCAUCGACGACCAAGAGGGCAUAGAUAUCACCCUAGACUACCAAGUCGUUGACGUCGAGACCUGCGAGCCUGUGCCGAAGGUCUAUCUCGAGAUGUGGCACUGCAACGCCACCGGCGUCUACAGCGGCAUCGUCGUCUCGGGUAACGGUGACUCCUCCGACGAGAGCAACAUCGACAACACGUUUCUCCGUGGCAUCCAGCUCACCGACGAUGACGGUGUCGUCCAGUUCGAGUCCAUCUUCCCUGGCCAUUACACCUCCCGCACCACCCACAUCCACUUGCUCGUCCACACUAACGCCACAAUCUCCGCCAACAACACCCUCGGCAGCGUGAACACUGCUAGCCACGUCGGUCAGGCCUUCUUCGACGAGGAACUCAUCUCUGCUGUCGAAGGAUUUGCCCCUUACAACACCAACACCCAGCAGCUCACCACCAACGCCAAUGGUGGCAUCUUCGGCGAGGAGACUGCCACCAACGGAGUUGAUCCGCUGAUGGAGUAUACCCUGCUCGGCGACAGCAUCACCGACGGUCUCUUUGCUUGGAUGGCGUUUGGUAUCAACACCACGCUGUUCAGCAGCGUCACCCCCGCCGCUUUCUACUAUGCCGGGGGCGGUGUUGUCAACUCCAACUCUGGCGGCGGCGGUGGCAGCGGCGCUCCCCCCAACGGCCCCGCUACCGGUGCCGCCUCCUCUCGAGUCGCCGACACCAGUGCUGCCCCCACAGUCGAUGCCUCUUGUUGA
Messenger RNA from Colletotrichum graminicola M1.001, 1140 nucleotides. RefSeq lists its product as uncharacterized. Gene Ontology annotation, molecular function: ferric iron binding; oxidoreductase activity, acting on single donors with incorporation of molecular oxygen, incorporation of two atoms of oxygen. The record is from RefSeq and is a predicted model, not a curated record. The transcript has 2 exons. The coding region runs from base 1 to 1140 and encodes 379 amino acids. NCBI's taxonomy places the organism in Eukaryota, Fungi, Ascomycota, Sordariomycetes, Glomerellales, Glomerellaceae.